Osmia lignaria (orchard mason bee) is the source of this 2948-nucleotide messenger RNA. It is a transcript of the gene Atg18a, whose product is annotated as Autophagy-related 18a. Gene Ontology annotation, molecular function: protein binding. NCBI's taxonomy places the organism in Eukaryota, Metazoa, Arthropoda, Insecta, Hymenoptera, Megachilidae. The record is from RefSeq and is a predicted model, not a curated record.
UUGAUGUUUCAGUUUCAUCGUUCCGUGAAUUCAACAACGACUGUCAGCUGUUCAAUAUGCGGAACGAUGGUAUCAGAGGAGUAUACUGCAUUGUAUAGUCCACUUGUAGAAGUCAUUCUACAUCGGGUUCGACAUCUGUUCGCAAAUCUUGUAUUUAACGUGCGCGUGCGUGUAUUUGUAUUAACGUAUGUACAUGCAAGAAAGAAGAGAAACAGAUAAAGCAAUAAAAACAAAGAUAGAAAAGGAUAUAAAAAGAAAUUAGGAAAGAAGCGGAUAAAGUGUUCUUACGCGCACCGUCUGUGCGAUUUAUGCAAAAUCUUGUGCGUAACGUGGAUGUAUUGACACAAGGACUAAAAUACAGUAUAUCAGGACUAAUGAACCUCGCAAAUCAGACUACUGAUCCUCAAAGUGGUGUUUUCUUUGUCAACUUCAAUCAAGAUUGCACAUCUUUGGCAGUAGGAUCAAAAGCAGGGUACAAGCUUUUUUCUCUAAAUUCCAUUGACCAUCUUGAAAAGAUAUAUGAAAAUGAUACUGAGGACAUAUGCAUCGUUGAACGACUAUUCAGCAGUAGUCUUGUGGCGGUGGUUAGUCUAUCAUCACCUCGUAAACUCAAAGUAUGCCAUUUUAGGAAAGGGACAGAAAUUUGCAAUUAUAGUUACUCUAAUACCAUUUUGGCUGUGAAGCUCAAUAGAGCAAGAUUAGUAGUAUGCUUGGAAGAAUCAUUAUACAUUCAUAAUAUAAAGGACAUGAAAGUGUUGCAUACAAUCCGUGAUACUCCACCUAAUUUAGCAGGCUUGUGUACGCUAUCGAUAAAUAGUGAUAAUUGCUAUUUAGCAUAUCCAGGAUCAAACACAAUUGGAGAAGUUCAAAUAUUCGAUGCGAUCAAUCUUCAAGCUAAAACUAUGAUUCCUGCACACGAUAGUCCUUUGGCAGCACUUGCAUUUAGUCCAAAUGGUACCAAAGUAGCUACGGCUUCUGAGAAGGGUACUGUAAUUAGAGUUUUUCAUGUUCAUGAUGGUACAAAACUGUUUGAGUUUCGUCGAGGAGUUAAGCGAUGCGUAUCUAUAAGCAGUCUUGCUUUUAGUAUGGAUUCUAUGUUCCUUUGCUGUUCAAGUAAUACUGAAACAGUGCAUAUUUUCAAGUUGGAAGAACCAAAAGAAGCACUACGGCAAACAACGGAUGAAUCACAAACUUGGAUGACAUAUCUAACCAAAGCAAUGUCCGCAUCUGCUAAUUAUUUACCUUCCCAAGUAACCGACGUUUUUAACCAAGGGCGUGCCUUUGCGAGUGUCCAUUUACCUUUCCAAGGGUUAAAAAAUGUUUGUGCUAUUACAGUAAUACACAAAGUACUUAGGCUGUUGGUGGCUAGUGCUGAUGGGUAUUUAUAUGUUUACAACUUGGAUACAACAGAAGGCGGGGACUGUACAUUGCUUAAGCAGCAUAGAUUAGAUGGCAAACGAGAUGAAGUGGAUUGUGCAAGUGUAUCCUCAGCUGGUGUAGGAUCUGGAGAAACUCCAGCAGGAACUGCUGCACGAAUAGUACAAAAUACAGCCUGCAUAAAUAGCUACGCGGGUGUGUUGCGCGGCCGCUCGCCAGACUCCAUGUCAGAGUCAGAGAAGUAUCAUGAGAUGAUAGCAGCUACAGAGAGUCCACCACGAUUUUCGGGUUCAUUCCGUUUGAAAGAUGAUGCCGAAUUUCCACCUGUCACGCAAAGAACGGAUUGAGUGUAAUGAUUUUACGCAUAUCAAAAAAUUACAGAUGAAGAUGAAUUACAUACAGCAGUGAUCUAAAUUAAAGACACUAUAGUACAGGUUGAACGAUAAGUUAUCACAUGUAAGACGUUGCAAGUACAAGGAAGCAACAAUUAUUUUGUAAUGAGAAUAUUACAACAAACACAUUAAUGAAUUUGUAUAAAUUACAUAACUAACGCCAAAAUUAGCAUGUGUUUAGUGUCCAUAUUGUUUCCAAAAUUGACAUUUUGAAAAGACUAUCAGGAUACUUUUGUUUAUGAUUACAGUUAUUUUUUCAAAUCAGUAUUUUCUACUAGAACAUUAUCAUUAUCAAAGAGCGUAAAGUUUGUUUUAGACAAUGUAGUAAUUUAAUAAUAAGUAAUGGUUACUGCAAUGCUCGAACAAAAAAAAAGAUAUUGAAUAAACUCAAGCUAAAAUAUGCUUGAAAAUAUUUAGCAAAAAUGUUUGACAUAAACAUACAUGAAACAGUAUGUAGACAUUUAAGUAUUUUUACUGUGAAUUAAAACAUAAAUACGAUAAAUACUACAUAUUCUAGAUAUGUUAUUGACAAACAAUAAUUAUUUAUAAUACGUGAUACUCAUUGUAUUUACUGUGUGAAACAAGAUUUUCUUAUUGAAUUGCUGUAUAUUGUAAUUAUAUUUUCAUCUUCUGUGUUCGAUAAUUAACAAAAUAUCAUAUUCUCUUAAAAUAAAAUGUAAAAAAAAAAAUGGGAAAGAUUAUAAAUUGAAAUUUUAUAAAGAAUAUAAUACUUACAAGGUUUUGAGGAACUUUUCCAUUAAUAUUUUUCAAAAAUUAAAUGUUCUGAAAUAUUUGUGAUAAUAUUUCAUGGUUUCUUUUUACAUAAGUUAGCUCAAUAGAAUGAAAAUUGAAAAUAGAUUUAUAUAAAUACAUAAAAUAAGAUAAAUUUCUUAACAUAUUUUAAUUUUUAUUGAUUUUUGGACACAAAAUAUAUAUAAAUAGGUAUUUUAAAAAGCAAAAAAAAAAAGAAAAUAGAAUAGUUGAACUAUUAUUUCUUUAAGCAAAUUAUAUUGAAAAAGAAAAAAAUAUGUUAACCCAUUUUCGAUUAUUAUUAUACUUUAUCCCAUUGUAUAAUGUAAAAUGCAUAAUGAAGUGUAGUUGUUGUCUACAUAUAGUAAUAUACUCUAAACACUUUCUUCUAAGUAAGGAUUGAAGUGUAUUUGUGUUUUUUUGAUAAAA